AAAUAUACAAAUGCAGCUGAGAUAAAUAUAUUGUUGAACUUUGUUUUUCUCAUUUGGGAAACAAUGUAUAUGGGUUGCCGGAGAGUUAUCUAUGCCACCAUUUUAGUGGCGGCGACAUUGUGGGGGCGGUCGGAGGCGGGGCGGGCUUUCUUCGUGUUCGGGGACUCGCUGGUGGACAACGGGAACAACAACUACCUGAUCACCUCCGCCAGGGCCGACUCUCCGCCCUACGGCAUAGACUACCCCACCCACCGCCCCACCGGCCGCUUCUCCAACGGCUACAACAUCCCCGACCUCAUCAGCGAAGCGAUGGGGUCAGAGGCAACAAUGGCGUACUUGAACCCGGAGCUUAAGGGCGAAAAGCUGUUGGUUGGCGCCAAUUUUGCUUCCGCCGGCGUCGGAAUCCUUCCCGACACUGGCUUCCAGUUUAUGUUCGAGGCGUACCAGGCGAGAGUGACAAGCUUGGUAGGCAGGGAGGCGGGAGUGAGGCUCGUAAACCAGGCGCUUACGCUCAUAUCCCUCGGUGGCAACGACUUCGUCAACAACUACUUCUUGGUCCCCAUCACCGCCCGCCGCCUCCAGUUUAACAACAUUCCCAACUACUGUCGAUACCUCGUCUCCGAGUAUCGCAAGAUCCUGAUGAGGCUAUAUGAGUUGGGGUGCAGGAGGGUUCUGGUGACUGGGACGGGUCCCAUGGGGUGCGUCCCGGCCGAGCUCGCCCGGAUGAGCACGAACGGGCAGUGCGCGGCGGAGCCGCAGGAGGCGGCGGCGGCGUUCAACCCGCUCCUGGCCCAAGUGCUGGCGGACCUCAACCGGCAGCUCGGCGCCGACGUCUUCGUCUCGGUCAACGCCAUGCGGAUGCAGGAGGACUUCGUCGCGAGCCCCGAGUCCUACGGGUUCGUGACGUCCAAGGUGGCGUGCUGCGGGCAGGGCCCGUACAACGGGAUUGGGCUCUGCACGGUGGCGUCCAACCUCUGCCCGGACCGGGACCAGCACGCGUUCUGGGACCCGUUUCAUCCCUCCGAACGGGCCAACCGGAUCAUUGUCCAAUCCAUUUUGACCGGAGCAAAUCACUACAUCUCUCCUAUGAAUUUAAGCGCCAUUUUGGUCAUGGAUUCAAAUGAGUGACUGAAGAAAAAUUCCUCCAUCGAUCCUACAGCUAGAAAAUGGGUAGUAGUGUAGAAUUCAAUAAUAAUUUAUUUCCUUCGUG
This is a messenger RNA of Cuscuta campestris, 1210 nucleotides long. The record is from the annotation of a GenBank genome assembly. Lineage: Eukaryota; Viridiplantae; Streptophyta; Magnoliopsida; Solanales; Convolvulaceae.